AUGGAUAAUGGGAUCACUUAUCCCAUUUUUGACAGGGGCAAACAGUUUUGCAAUAGACCAUUUGAGGCCCUCAUGAAGAAAUAUGGGAUCACUUAUAAGCUGGCUACACCCUAUCAUCCUCAGACUAGUGGUCAGGUUGAGGUAUCCAAUAGGCAGAUUAAGCAAAUUUUAGAAAAGACUGUCAACCCUAAUCGCAAGGAUUGGUCUCUUAGACUUGUGAACGCCUUAUGGUCUCAUAGAACUACGUUCAAGACUGAUCUUGGACAAUCUUCUUACCGCCUUGUGCAUGGGAAGGCAUGUCAUCUUCCAAUUGAGUUACAAUAUAGAGCCUUUUGGGCUAUAAAAAAGUUGAAUUUUGAUCUACCUACUGCUGGUACUCAUAGAGGACUCCAACUAACUGAGUUGGAGGAGCUUCGCAAUGAUGCCUAUGACAAUGCUAGGAUUUAUAAGGAGAAAACCAAGGCUUUUCAUGAUAGACAAAUCCUUAGGAAGUCUUUCACACCUGGUGAGGUUUUGCUUUACAAUUCUAGGUUGGAUAUUUUUCCAGGCAAGUUGAGAUCCUGUUGGGAUGGUCCUUAUGUUGUGCAUACUGUUUUUUCUCAUGGUGCUAUUGAGGUGUUGAACUUAGCACAUGUGCAAUUUUCAAGGUCAAUGGACAAUGGUUGA
Messenger RNA from Macadamia integrifolia, 666 nucleotides. RefSeq lists its product as uncharacterized. Gene Ontology annotation, molecular function: nucleic acid binding. The coding region runs from base 1 to 666 and encodes 221 amino acids. The record is from RefSeq and is a predicted model, not a curated record. The transcript has a single exon. Gene Ontology annotation, biological process: DNA integration. NCBI's taxonomy places the organism in Eukaryota, Viridiplantae, Streptophyta, Magnoliopsida, Proteales, Proteaceae.